Molecule: messenger RNA, 11952 nt
Organism: Mercenaria mercenaria
Lineage: Eukaryota; Metazoa; Mollusca; Bivalvia; Venerida; Veneridae
Product: diacylglycerol lipase-alpha-like
Exons: 19
Coding region: 133-3891 (1252 amino acids)
Biological process (GO): lipid metabolic process
Cellular component (GO): dendrite membrane; postsynaptic membrane
Source: RefSeq, a predicted model, not a curated record
UGACCGCGCGCAGUUUCCCGAUCGAUGUCACAAGUUUCGUCUGUACUGUAGAACGAGUAAGAAAUGAGUGAUGUGUUCCGUGCUGUGAUAUUAUGUGUAUUCAAUUGAGGGAUAUAUUUUGGUACAAGGGAAAUGCCAGGAAUUGUGGUGUUUGGUAGAAGAUGGUCGGUGGGAUCAGAUGAUAUGGUCCUGCCAGCCUUGUUUAUGGUCGUGGUUCAUGUUAUUUGGUUAGCAGCAUUAUCUUAUAUAUUUACAAAAGUGGAAUUUGAUACUUCGUCGCAAUGCUCCAGAGAAUUGAAGGAUAUAGUGUUGGGAUAUAUAGUGAUAUUGUUAGCAUGCCUCAUUGUGGAGAGUAUAGUCACCCUCAUAAGUGUCCGUGGGAGUAUACUAGAUACCGAGCCACGCAUCAGCAUGCAGUACCUGCUGUAUGUGCGCAUAGUCGUGUUCCUGGGGGAGUUGGCGUGGCUGGUUGUCAGUAUCCGAUGGAUUGUACGCUUCUAUUUCAACUGCCGUCCAGAUGAUGCCAGGAAAGCUAUAUUAGGUAUUAGUAUUUUCAAUGGUUGUAUGAUUUUGAUGUGUAUUACUGCGUUGUGGUGUACAUUUGACUCUGCGGGCAGAAAGUGGGUCAAGUUCAAGCGUUACCAGGAAAGCAUGAAGGAGAAAGCGCACAGGUCACGACGGUCAGGGAGCGCUCGUAGAAACUGGAGACAAAGGUUGCUGCAUCCUAGGGACAGGCAACAGCAUUACCAGUGUCAGUAUAUGCAAAGGAAAGCAAUGCGGGCAUAUGAGGAAAGCUGGGACAGGAGAUUAGGACUUAUGUGUUGUUGUGUAGAAAGGAAAGGCCGAAACAAGAAUUCCAUGUCAGAGAUUGCUCAGCUGUUUACAGAGUUUUUCCGAGACUUAGACGUGGUACCAUCAGAUGUUAUAGCUGGGUUAGUACUCCUGAGGAGGUUCCAGAAACUAAGAAUGGAAUUUACGAUAAAUCAGGAGGGAAAUGAUGUAUACCGGUACCUGUCUGGUGUGGCGGUCACCCCUCGAACCCAGUUCCUACAGCUCGGCCAACCAGAGGUGAUGCAGCAGUAUAAACUGGUUAUACACUAUAUGAAGUUUGCCAUGGCAGCGUAUGGUUGGCCUAUCUUUAUGAUGAUGAACACUGGGACAGGCCUAUGCAGAAUAAUGCCAUAUUUAAGAUGCUGUUGUUGUCAGAACUGUUGUAAGAAAGGAGGUGUAGAUUAUGAACUGGAUGACAACUGUUGUCAAUGUAAUGUUGUUGCCCUGAAGAAAAUCAGCGGGCUUCCAGAUAUGGACUUGGUUUAUGUAACUUACCAUGUAGAUAUAGGUGAAACUCCAUUUUAUGUUGCCCUUGAUAACAAGCACAGGAAGAUUGUGAUAUGUGUGAGAGGAACUCUGUCCCUGCAGGAUGUGUUGACAGACUUAAAAGCAGAUGCUGAACCUCUACCGUUGGACCCAACAAAGGAGGAAUGGCUGGGUCAUAAGGGGAUGGUUCAAGCUGCUAUUUAUAUCAAAAAGAAGUUAAAAGAAGAUCUCAUUCUGGCAAAAGCAUUUCAGAAAGCAAAGGAAGUAUCUCAGGAGAAGUAUGAUCUGGUUCUAGUAGGUCACUCACUGGGAGCUGGUACAGCAGCUAUUCUAGCCAUUAUGUUACAACAGGAAUAUCAAGAAGUACAGUGCUAUGCCUACUCCCCACCUGGAGGCUUGCUCAGUUCAGAGUGUGUGGAAGCCACAAAGUCCUUUAUAACAUCAGUUGUGAUAGCUAAAGAUGUUGUUCCAAGGAUUGGGUUACACCAGAUGGAAUUACUGAGAACAGAUCUGAUCAAUAUCAUAAAGAAAAGCAAAAACCCAAAGUGGAAGAUAAUUAUGAAGGCGUUAUGUUGUGGUACAGAGUCUGCUUCACAGUUGACGUAUGAUGAUAUCAAGGAAGAUCUGGAGAGGAACGUUACAAAACAUCCAUCAGAUGAACUAAUUGGUCUAACUGCACAUAAACCAAUGUUCCCACCUGGCAAAAUCAUCCUUGUAGUGAGGAAACAUUCAGGAGAGAAGAAGGUAUGCGGACAAGUUGAGCCAGUCUACCAAGCAAUAUGGGCAGAUAACUCUGAUUUCCAGGAAGUACUGGUAUCACCAACUAUGGUGAACGAUCAUAUGCCAGAUAAUGUGUUAGAAGCUCUUGAAAAGGUGCUUGUGAACGUGGCACCACCGAAGCCGACACGCUUAUUGUCAGAACCGGAGAGGAGUGCCAUGUUGAAACACGAUAUGUCCCCUGGAACCCCCAUAACUCCGUUGAAUCAGUCAGCGACGAACCUUGGGGAUCAACCGACUGUUCAUAUAGUGUGUGAGAAACAGAAAGACCUAAGUAAUGUGCCUGUUGAUGUUUAUAUAAAUUCAAACAAUCAGGGGUGGGAUGCUGCAACAGAGGAAUUAUUACUUAGUCUUGAUAAACAGCAUUUAUUCUCUUCCAUUGGACACAAUGCCAGACUUGAAUUGUUAGAUUUGGAUUCAGAACUUAUCCAGGCACCUCUAGCCAGCCCCGAGGGUUUGUCUGCUGCUUCAAGUUUCAGUGCCCUUAGUAGGACAGGCUCAUUUCCAAAAAGCGAACAAAGGUCGGAGGUUACAGUCGCAAAACUUGCCACUAUUCAGCAAUCUCCAGAUAUAUGUGUGAGAACUGAAGAUUCAACGGAAAAUUUGUGUGAAAUUGAAAACAAAACUGCUAAUUCACUUUUUAAAGCAAAAAGUUUGAACGAGAGUAGAAGUGUAGGAGACUUUUUAAAGAAAAAUCAAUUUUUACAACCUUCAGAUCUCAGUGCUAUUGCGCAUGCUUCCCAAGGUUCGCUGAAUAAUCUAUUGCCAAUUACAGAUUAUGCUAACAGUCAAGAAUCAUUGAAUAAAGACACACACAGUAUAGAUGUUCCAUUUCCUCAGCAGGAUACACCCGCCAUUAAAUCAAAUCAUUUAAACGAUACUGAUGAAGAGAAAAUGAAACAUGAAAAUGAAGAAAAUGAAAAGAUGGAUAACAAAAUAGAAGGUGAAGAUGUAUAUGAACGACAUUCCCCAACGGAAACUACUCAGUAUGGUUACUUCGAUCCCAAUGAGAUAUAUUCGGCAGCCAGUGUCGGGUACCACCCACAACUGCUAGUGGGUGGCACCCAUUCAGUUUCACUUAAACCUUCUGAAAGUCAGAAAUUGAACACACAUCCGGCUAAUAAAAUUUUACAAUACUCACAGUCUGAAUCAAGAUUAAAGGGAUUAUCAGAUGAGUAUCAAAUGAAACGUUCAAUGGAAGAAGGCGACAUUGCACAUUUAGAAGAUACCAGCAAUGUUUUUGUUUAUGAUAAGUUACUGAAAAAGAACUUGAAAGCUCGGGGAAGUGAACCUGCAUUUAAUCCCAAAAGUUUACCAAAGCUCUGUAAUGAAGACAAGCUUUAUUCUGUACAGGAGACGGAAAGUAUUACUUCAGAAAAUUGUGAUACAUCUGAUGGCACUUUUAUUAAUGAGAAGACUUUGGAAAACGUGCAAGAGUAUGGGAGUGAGUGUAAAUCUACUGAAAUUGAUCAUACCUCUGUUGACACUGAAGAUAAUAAUUCUGACUCGGAGCAUAAUGAUAAGACUUGUUUACUUAAAAGAACAGAUUCAGAUUCAGAAGGUAGAACUCUCACCGAAGAGGUCCGACCUAGAUCUGAGACUGGUCAUAGAAAAGAUAACUCUAGUAUAGGUCGUGUUUCAACAUUGAGUAGCCCAGAUGAUAGCGAUACUCGAUUGUUUCAUAGUAACUCAUGUCAUUCUACGUUCGCCAGUUCAACUAGUGGGGGAUCUGAACAGCGCUUGUCUCUUAUUUCAGCUAACUCAGAGGACCUACCUAUUGUAGAAACAGAUGUUUAGAUGCAGAUCUUUAUUAGCCCACCAUCAUCAGAUGGUGGGCUAUUAAAAUCACUCUGCGUCCGUGGUCCGUCCGUCCGUCAUUCCGUCCGUCCGUCCGUCCGUUAACAAUUUCUCGUUAUCGCAUCUCCUCAGAAACUACUGGGGGGAUUUUGACCAAACUUUGUCAGAAUGAUGUAUUGGUACCCUAGUUGUGUCCCCCUGAAAAUCAGACUGGUUCAACAAUUUAUGAGUGAGUUAUGGCCCUUUGUUUAUUUCUAUAUUUUACAUAGAUUUAUAUAGGGAAAAACUUUGAAAACCUUCUUAUCCAAAACCACAGAGCCUAGGGCUUUGAUAUUUGGUUUGAAGCAUCAUCUAGUGGUCCUCUACCAAGAUGAUACAAAUUAUUUCUCUGGGGUCAAAUAUGGCCCCGCCCUGGAGGUCACAUAGUUUAUAUAGACUUAUAUAGGGAAAAACUUUGAAUAACCCCUUGUCCAAAACCACAGGGCCUAGGGCUUUGAUAUUUUGUAUGUGACAUCAUCUAGUGGUCUUCAACUAAGACUAUUCACAUUAUACCCCUAGGGUCAAAUAUGGCCCCGCCCUGGGGGUCAUAUGAUUUACAUAGACUUAUAUAAGGAAAAACUUUGAAAACCUUCUUGUCCAAACCACAAAGCCUAAGGCUUUGAUACUUGUAAUGUAGCAUCAGCUAGUGGUUCUCUACCAAGUUUGUUCAAAUUAUCGCCCUAGGGUCAAAAAUGGCCCCGCCCCAGGGGUCACAUGGUUCAUAUAGACUUAUAUAGGGAAAAGCUUUUAAAAUGUUCUUGUCAAUAACUACAACAUUCAAAUUUGGACCACAUGUAUAUUUUUGAGUGGCAAGAUGACCCUUGACAUGAGUUGACCUUGAUUUUGACCUAGUGACCUACUUUCACAUUUCUGUAGCUACAGCCUUCAAAUUUGGACCACAUGUAUAUUUUUGAGUGGCAAGAUGAACCUUGACAUGAGUUGACCUUGAUUUUGACCUAGUGACCUACUUUCACAUUUCUGUAGCUACAGCCUUCAAAUUUGGACCACAUGCAUAAUUUUGUGCACUGGAAAAAACUUUGACCUUGAUUUUGACCUAGUGACCUACUUCCACAUUUUUGAAGGUACAGGCUUCAAAUUUGGACCAUAUGCAUAGUCCCAUGUUUCAAAAUGAAAUUUGACAUUGAUUUUGACCUAGUGACCUACUUUCACAUUUCUCAAGCUACAGCCUUCAAAUUUGGACCACAUGCAUAGUUUUGUGUACCGAAAAAAACCUUGACCUUCACAUUGACCUAGUGACCUACUUUCACAUUUUUAAGGUACAGGCUUCAAAUUUGGACAACAUGCAUAGUUUUGUAUUCCGAAAUAAAAUUUGACAUUGAUUUUGACCUAGUGACCUACUUUUACAUUUCUCAAGCUACAGCCUUCAAAUUUGGACCACUUGCAUAGUUUUGUGUACCGAAAUGAACUUUGACCUUUACAUUGACCUAGUGACCUACUUUCACAUUUUUAAGGUACAGGCUUCAAAUUUGGACCACAUGCAUAGUUUUGUAUUCCGAAAUAAAAUUUGACCUUGAUUUUGACCUAGUGACCUACUUUUACAUUUCUCAAGCUAUAGCCUUCAAAUUUGGACCACAUGCAUAGUUUUGUAUACCAAAAUGAACUUUGACCUUUACAUUGACCUAGUGACCUACUUUCUCAUUUUUAAGGUACAGGCUUCAAAUUUGGACCACAUGCAUAGUUUUGUAUUCCCAAAUAGAAUUUGACCUUGAUUUUGGCCUAGUGACCUACUUUUACAUUUCUCAAGCUACAGCCUUCAGAUUUGGACCACUUGCAUAGUUUUGUGUACCGAAAUGAACUUUGACCUUAAGAUUGACCUAGUGACCUACUUUCACAUUUCUGUAGCUAUAGGCUUCAAAUUUGGACCACAUGCAUAGGAUUGUGUACCGAAACAAACUUUGACCUUGACAUUGACCUAGUGACCUACUUUCACAUUUCUCAAGCUACAGCUUUCGAAUUUGGACCACAUGCACAGUGUUGUGUACAGAAAUGAAAUUUGACCUUGAGGUAGUCAGUAAGUCUUGAAAUUUGGAACACUCAAAAAUGGCACAUUGGUGGGCGCCAAGAUCACUCUGUGAUCUCUUCUUUCUUUUCAUUUAGCAUUAUAUUAGUUCCAUGCGGGUGUUUCUCCAGAGGAGACUUACAGUUCAAUCAGUAGGUCAGCCACACAAAGUGGGAUCCUGUGGUAACUUUAAAAAUACUCAACAUUUUUUCAUGGAACUUGAUACAUGGAUGGAUGGAAAUAAGGAGAAUAUGUACAUUCUUUUAUUUUGUUUCUAUGGCAGCAAUUGUGCUUGCUAUUGCAACAAUUAGUCAAAAUUUCUGACAACAAAGGUGGACUUUACAGUAGAUAGAAGAGAAGAUACACAUUAUGUUGUUUUUUCUAUUUGUUCAUCCAUUCAUCCAUCUGUCUGUCUGUCUGUCUGUCACAAAUAGUGGAAUUUGUCAUAGCUUAAAAAAGUGCAAGACAUUUUUUCAUGAAACCUUGGACAUAUAAAGAAAUAUGUUGAGUAUGUAGAAAGUUUUAUGUUGUUUCAUUAUCAAUCUCUUAAUCCAUCUGUCUGUCCAUGCCUCACUUACAAAAGAUAGAUCCUUUGUUAACUUCCAAAGUACAGGAAAUUUUCUCAUGGAACAAGACCUCUAGGUACUAUAUUAUUUGGAAAUUGUGCAGGCCCUUCAGUUAAGUUUCAGUUUAAAAAUGUGGUUCAUAUGGCAGCAAAUAUGGCAAAUGCCCCCGUCUGGUAGGAGACUUUUUUGCUGGGCGGUAGUCUUGUUUAUUUUAUAUAUAUAUAUAUAUAUAUAUAUAUAUAUCUGUUAGUGCUUCAGACUGGCUUAAAAGUCACUUAUGAAGAAGGUAACUUAAGGAUUUAUUUGUGUAUCCUUUUAGGUCUUUGAAAAUCACAAAACUUCUAGUGAAAUUACAAAGUCACUUAAUAUAAGUAUUCUAGAAACUGCGUUGUGUAUUUUGUUCUAUUUUUGUAGCAGUUUUGUAUGAUCUAUACUCAAAGAUUGUCUUCCUCUUUGCUGAGACCAACCAAUCCCUCGGGAUUCUGAAGAUGUUAUAAAACUUGUUAUCCAUACAUUUCUCCUUCUAAACAGAAACUUGGAGUCACUGUAGUUUUCAUUAAAUAGAUCAUUGAUUAUUUUUCUAAGCAGACAUUUAUAAAUGUAAUACAAAUGUAUAAAUCCCACACGAUAACUCAAACGAUAACAUGUUUGAUAAUUAUGAUUUUUUUUUUCAUUAAAACGUUUCAAUACAGAAAAUAUUUUUGUAUAACAUUACAGUAUGCACUUUACUUCUAUCAUUGACAACCUUUUUAAGUUCAACGAUGCAUGAGAACCAUAACAAUCAAAGGAUAAUAUAAACAUGCUGUCGUUUAAAUUAUCGUGCGGGAGUAGUACUUGCAAUUUCCAUGACUAUUGUUAUUUUUAUUAUCAUUAUUUUUAUCAUUAUUUACUGUUGUUAUUAUUAUCAUACAGGCAGUUGAAUAUUCUACAUCACUUGGAAAGUUUGAAUUUAUUAGGCACUUUAUUUCUGAAUCUCUGUGUUUUAAGAGUUUAUUCUUAUCAAAGGGUCUUCAUGGUUCCUAAGCAGAGGAUUUUCUGCAAUGGGUCAUUGUUCAAAUAUUGACCUGUAUCACAUCCUUGGUCAUUUUGCUAGAAUUCUACCAGUAAAACAUGCUAUUUAUAGUAAAUUAUGGUAAAAAAUCAUCAAGUAGUGGUUUUCUUCCAUUAAGUUGUAUUAUUUCAUGACUUGUAAAUUCCCCUUAUCUCAUUGGUCAAUAGCUGUUCACAUAGAGGUUAAGUGUAGGCAUAAAAUAAAACACUUUAUGAUGAUAUCUGAGAAUAUUUAAGUCUGUGGACCUAGACUUCUGUUUUGCAGGUCUUUUCUUCAAUAAAAUGUACUACUUACAGUUGAACUGUGGUCAAAGAUCAUCAACUAUUGUUUUUCUGGCAUUCUUCAAUUAUUGAAAAAGACCAUUAACAAGUGUGAAUUUCUUACAUUUAAAAAGGAAAGCCUAUGUCCUCGGCAUUUUAAAUGUGGAAUUAAUCAAAUUUAAUUUAUUCUCCUCUGCUUGUUCAUUUUUUUUUGUACUGAAGAUUGUUAUUCUAUCAAAGCAGAAGAGAAGGGUUUUGUAUGUAAAACAAAUUGUAUGUAAUUGUGAAGUCCCACUAUUUAUGUUUUUACAAAAAAAAAGACGUUUUAAAGUGCUAUAAGUUGAAUUUCAGUGCAAUAUAAUAUAUCUGCAAACCUCUGAAUGUUUGCAGAAGUGUUCAUUUAUAUACAAAAUACCAAAGUUAUGUGCAAUUUAUAUACCUUUUAACUUAAUGCUGUUUUUGGAUCUUUCUGAGAAAUGGAAUGUUUCUGAGAUUGAAAUUCGUAUCAUUUUGUCCUUUUCUUACUAUAAAGCUAAAGUAGAACUGCAGAUUCCAGGGUGUGAAAAAUAUGUUAUACUAGAUAUUGUGUGAACCUAGAGGAUUUUGACGACAAUUUCUCACAAGCCGGUAAUCUGAAAUUGCAGUUUUGAAAGAUCAGUUAUUUUAUAUUUUUGCAAGAGGAUAUAUAUUUUAUUUUAUUAACAAUAAGGUUUUUAUAUGGUGAAUACAGACAUGUAUCUUUUAGUAUCAAUACAUUAAUGCUUUUAAAGAAUGUGAGAAACUUCCACAUUAAGGACUUUUUUCAAGAGUAUGGGAAAUAAAAUGUAAUCUGAUCUCAGUAUUUGGUGUAUGUGACGGUAUAUUCAGUAAUCUUUUAUCAAAAGUUUUUUCCUGUGUACAGUUCCUUCAAAUGUACCAAGACUAAGCUGAUGCCAUGUUAAAGCCAGUCAAACACAUCUGGUAAACUACUAAUAUUAACCUUAGAAUCGAAGAAUUCUUUCAUUGUUAUUUUUCUUUCCUGUAGAUUAUGCAAAAUUGUGUUAGUUUCAUUGUUCAGUAAUUAUUCAUUCAUGCAUAAUUUAGUAUACUCAAGUCAAAAGUUAGAAAUAUGAUCCAAAAAGUUGUUAUGCUCUUUAAAUUUUAUUGUUUAUUUUGCCAUGACAACAUACAUGUAAUAUUUAACUUGCUUUAACUUUAUAUUAUUUAUAAUGUUCAACUUGAUUACGGAAUACGUUCUGUUGCGUACAGCCUUCCUAUAACCUUUUUAGAAUUUUGAUUGAAUAAUAUAGUUUUGGUUUAACGUCAAACAAACACAGUUAUAGAUCGUAUGGGAACUUUCCAGCUUUUUGUGUUUGAAGAAAACCCGAAAUGCCCUUCCGAGCUUCAUUUCAGGAUGGGCACCAGGGUAGAACGAUUGGCAUUCUGCCAGCCAGCUGGAUUGCUUCCGCACAUGAAAGAAUAUUACACACAGAGAGUGAGGUUUACGAAACCACGGUGGUGAGGAGCCAGUGAUUCGAGAUGAACAGUCUUACACCACCUGGCCGAUGAGACCUGUGAAAUUUGAAUGAAUGUUAAUACAGUUUCUACCAUUUCAAGGCAAAUUUUAAGAUUAAAAAAUAUUUCUUGAAUCUCUGACUGGAUUUGAAGUAUUGGUGCUGUAAAUUUGGUAAAUUUUGUGUCAUUUUUUGUGAUUUUAUAGACAAAACAGAAUAUUCAUAUUAACAUUUGUAUAAAUUCAAACCUCAUAGUUUGUCAAGUUUUAUAGAUAAGGUUGCUUUAUUUUCAGUCAUUUUUGAUCUUCAUUAUUUUAACAUCAGGAUUUCUUACUGACCAAUCAGAGCUGCAAUUUUGAGUACCUACCUGUUUCAACUUGGUUAAAAUGAAGCCAUCUUACAAUGAAUAUAGUGAUUUUUGAAAUAAAUACCACACUAUUUCGAUAUGAAGUUCAGUUUAUUGACCACACAUGCCCUAGAGGAUGUCACAAACUACAGAAGUUCAAAGUUUGAUAAAUACUGAUAAAUACUAGACAGACUUGAUACUUUGGUUUUAAUUUAAAUUAUGAGAAUUUGAACAGGGAUUCUACGGUAAAGCCUGAGUGAAGUGAAACCGAUACCCUAGUGCAACUGGUAUCGUUCCAUGAUGUUGUGGACAUGUAAACCCUUACCAUGCUGGACACAAUUGAUUCUGCCUUUGCGAACAGUGAAGAUCAUGAUCAGCCAGCACAUCCAUGCAGUCUGAUCAUGAUCUGCACUGUUUGCCAUUCAGUCAGUAUCUUUUUGGUAAGCACCCCUUUUGACAGUUAAUGGUACUGUCCGAAUUGAAAGAUGGACAAGAUUAUAGAAAUUCAGCAGGGUAAAGGUUAAAACUAUGAAAUGUGUGAUGCUCUGUUUAGGAAUGUAAGCAGUAAUAAAUGUAUUGCAAAAAUUAUCAAAUCUACAGGUCGGAUAUUAUUUGUGUUAUAAAAGUUCUAUUAACACAAAUAACUGGGAACUGUGUGACUCCUUAAAUUCAAACAGCCAUUUAUAUUAACGAGAGUUAUCUUUCAAAUUACAACUACAAUGUACCAUAAAGCUGAUAAUUUUCAAAGUAUGAAAAAGACAGCGAAAAGAAAAAUCCAAAAAGAAAUUUCUGUAAUUUGCUUAUUGUGUAUCAUUUUCACAUUCCAUAUAGUUUUCUAUGCUCAGAGCUCGACAAAAUUCUCUGAAAGCAAGUCAUUCUGCAGGACAAUUUGGCUAGAAUUUUUAAUCACCUUGCUGCAAUUUGUAUUUGCCCUGCAAUCCACUAAGGAAACACUUUUUUUAUUUACAAUAUUUAUUUUAAAGUCUGGUGAAAAUAUUACAUACUGGAAUCUUGGCGUAAACUAUUGAGCAUCUAGUUAAUGUGAUCAUAGUGCUGAACUGUAAUGAAAUGGGACAGAUUUUUAGCUCGACUAUUUAAAGAAUAGUCUAGCUAUUCUACUCACCCUGGUGUCGGCGUCACACCUUGGUUAAGUUUUUGCAUGCAAGUACAUACAGCUAUCAUUUAAAGGCAUAUAGCUUUGAAACUUAUUUUUUCUUUUUCUAGGUCAAUUACCAACCUCACUGGGUCAAAUUCCAUAACUCUAACAUGUAUUUUGAGCAAAUUAUGCCCCUUUUUGGACUUAGAAAAUUCUGGUUAAAGUUUUACAUGCAAGUUACCUUCUCUAAAACUGAUGCAGAUAUUGAAUUGAAACUUCAUAUGUAUCUUCGGGGUUAUAAAACUAGUUGAUAGCAGCAAGUCCCAUAACUCUGACCUUCAUUUUGGCCAAAUUAUGCCCCCUUUUGGACUUAGAAAAUUCUGGUUUAAGUUUUGCAUGCAAGUACAUACAGCUAGUACUAAAAGGCAUAUAGAUUUGAAACUUAUUUUUUCUUUUUCUAGAUCAAUUACCAACCUCACUGGGUCAAGUCCCAUAACUCUGACAUGUAUUUAGGGCAAAUUAUUUCCCCUUUUGGACUUAGAAAAUUCUGGUUAAAGUUUUACAUGCAAGCUACUAUCUCCAAAACUAAUACAGAUAUUGAAUUGAAACUUCAUAUGUAUCUUCGGGGUUAUAAAACUAGUUGAUAGCAGCAAGUCCCAUAACUCUAAUUUGCAUUUUGGUCAAAUCAUGUCCCCUUUUGAACUUAAAAUAGUUGAGCUUGGCUGUCUUACGGACAUCUUGUUUAGUUGGGAACAGUGAGUCAGCUUCAUUUUUGAGUGAUUAGACAUCCAUUUUCUGCUUGGAUUUUGAUUUAUUACAUUUUUGGUCUCAUCCUGCAGGAUGUUUUACAUGCUAGAAGCAGAUUUCCAUUAAAAUUUUACGAGGGGACUAGUUGCCGAGCUCUGAUGUUAUGCCAUUUUUUUAUGCAUAUCAUUUUAUUCCACAAAAGAAAUGUAAAAGAGGAAAAAUUAUUAUGGCUGUACUAAAAAAACUUUCAUCUAUUUAUUUUCUGUGUUGUUUUAGUUUAUUAGAGUUUUAAUUUUAUGUUUCUGGUUAUUACUGGUGUGUUAUUUUAUCAAUUUUGAUGUUAGAGGAGACGUACUACUUAUUUUGCUCACUUAUGUGUAUACAAAGUAAAUGUAUGUUUCGUUGUUAAUGCUUGAACAAAAAAUAAAUGUUUUAAUAACUGA